This is a messenger RNA of Penicillium samsonianum, 330 nucleotides long. RefSeq lists its product as uncharacterized. The record is from RefSeq and is a predicted model, not a curated record. NCBI's taxonomy places the organism in Eukaryota, Fungi, Ascomycota, Eurotiomycetes, Eurotiales, Aspergillaceae. The transcript is spliced from 2 exons. Bases 1 to 330 code for a protein of 109 amino acids.
AUGUCGGUGAUGACAAGAUUCGUCAGUUUCGUCAGUCUGAAUCAUCCCAGAGUUAUUCAUGAGUUCCAUGGUCCAAUUCCGAUAGCCGCAUGCCAAUCCAAAGUCUUGGGUCUAUAUUGUUAUGAGUAUCGUUCGCGAUAUUCAGCCCUGCAAAUCAAUGACUUGGUCUCGGGCCAAAUCACCUUCGGGUUUACGUUCUCGACGCCUCCCUGUUGCCUCUUUUGCCAUGAACCCCAAAUGGAAAUAUCAGGCAAACCAGAAGGCAAAAAAGAUGCAGAGAAAAGAGAUGAUCUGUGCCGGAUGCAUAAGAUCCAUAUAAAUCUCAUCUGA